Molecule: messenger RNA, 1542 nt
Organism: Corythoichthys intestinalis (scribbled pipefish)
Lineage: Eukaryota; Metazoa; Chordata; Actinopteri; Syngnathiformes; Syngnathidae
Gene: cetn2
Product: centrin, EF-hand protein, 2
Exons: 5
Coding region: 247-768 (173 amino acids)
Biological process (GO): centriole replication; nucleotide-excision repair; mitotic cell cycle
Cellular component (GO): centrosome; centriole
Molecular function (GO): calcium ion binding
Source: RefSeq, a predicted model, not a curated record
AACGCCUCCACGAUAAACAGCUGCUACGUUGAAGGAUUCUUGAAAUGCUAACAUCGAAAAACGCGGUUUACACAUUUACCACCACCCUUUAGUUGUAAAUUCAAGUUAACGUGUUGGCGGACGCGCGCAUCCGAUUUAAAAAAAAUACUAUAAAUUGCAUCCCUUUAUCUUUGCAAGGAAUCUCAUAAGCCUGUAAAUAAGCAUUAAUAGGAUAAUAGCGGAUUUUCUUGGCCAGGCAAAUAUAAAAUGGCGUGUGCCAAAAGGCCAUCCUUGCAGGGGCCGGUGCCUCCCCCUCGCAAAAAGACGACUCCUAAACCUGAGCUGACUGAGGAGCAGAAGCAGGAGAUCAGGGAGGCCUUUGAGCUUUUUGACACCGAUGGCGCUGGAUACAUUGAUGUGAAAGAACUCAAGGUUGCCAUGAGAGCUUUGGGGUUUGAACCAAAAAAGGAGGAAAUAAAGAAGAUGAUCGGUGAAGUGGAUAAGGAUGGCACAGGGAAGAUCUCCUUUAGCGAUUUUUUCAGUGUCAUGACACAGAAAAUGGCCGAGAAGGAUUCCAAAGAAGAGAUACUGAAAGCUUUCCGUCUGUUUGAUGACGAUGAGACCGGUAGGAUCUCUUUCAAGAAUCUUAAGAGAGUCGCGAAGGAGCUCGGAGAAAACCUUACAGAUGAAGAGCUGCAAGAAAUGAUUGAGGAAGCGGACAGAGACGGCGAUGGGGAAGUGAACCAGCAAGAGUUCCUGAGGAUUAUGAAGAAAACCAGUCUGUACUGAUGGUAAAGUUUGGUUUUACACAGUAUCUUCUCAGUAAUCCAGGUCAUGGUGAUCAACAAAAGCCGAAUCAAGGCAAAUGGACUGUUUGUUGAAGACAUUUUGCCUUUAAUCCAAAACAUGGCUUUUUGUUUUCACCAAUAACAGUCCAGUUGUGUUAAUUCAACCUUGAUGGUUUAGUUUUACAUGGAAAGCUGCCUACAGAUUUUACCCUGUACUGUAUUGUUUUGUGUCAAGAGAUCGGAGGUGAAUCUUGUUAAACUUCAUCAACAGGUCCAUUAUUUUCCAAGAUGCUCUCGUUCUGGAUGCUGCAUAUUUUUGUGAAGAUUAUAUUGUCAAUUACGCAGUUGUGGCAAAAAAAAAAAAAAAAAAUGCCUGCUUUAUUACAGGACUCACAAUGUAUUGAAACACAUGCUAUGUUUUCUGACCAUUUGCAUCGCCUCUUCUAGAUUGCAUUGUCAGUCAGUAUAAAAAUUUGCUUUUCUCAUCGUAUUCAGAUAGCCAUUGAUCAAAUGCUCCAAAUGCUAUUGUUGAAUGAUUGAGCAGAACACUACUGUACUUGCAGAAAGGUGUUAAACUGACCCUUUGCCAAGUCCCACCCUAAAACUGCUACUGCUCAAUCAUACGUUCGUACAUUUGAGCAUGAAACAAAGUGAUAUGUUGUAGACACUGCUUUUUCUAGUUUUGCUGUGCUCUGUAUUUUUCAAUGUUUGUAUAUUGUAUAGUUCAUUUAAAAAUCCAAGAACGUUAUUUAUGGUACGGAUGAAAAUAAAUAUC